AUGACUACGGAAUGGUGUAGAGGGCCACCCUAUGGAUUGGUUUGUAGCCACCGCAAUGGGUGGGGAGGGGAGUGGGGAGAGGUGUGGGUGAGUGGCAGUGGUGACUUUAUUCAUGAGGAUGUAGAGCGAUGUGGUGGUCGACCUUGGUUGCGGGUGGCCAUGGAAGAUUUUAAUGACUUUAUUGAUUCUUGUGGCUUGACUGAGAUGAAGUCGGUAGGGAGUAAAUUUUCUUGGUGCAAUGGUCAGCAGGGGAUGGCUCGAUCCUGGUCGAAGCUUGACCGUCAUUUGUUAAACACAGUGGCUGCCAAUCUAAUGUCUGAGGCGUUCGUGAAAUAUCUGCCCUGCACCACUUCGGACCAUGCUCCGAUGUCCUUUGUGCUGAAGCCUCCUUUUUCUCGGUAUGCAAGAAAAUUAAAAGAGUUGAAGUCGGUUCUUAAGGAAUGGAAUCUUAGAGUUUUUGGGCGCACUGAGGAUAAUAUUCAGAGAUUAGAAAGGCAAAUUGAACGUUUGGAAGCCUGUAGUGCAGGAGAUGCACUUGCGGGUGGCUCUACCUUGGAUAGUCAUGAAGCUAUCCAUUCGGGUGCAGUGGAUUUUUUCAGCUCGUUUCUUAGUGUUCGACCUCGUAGGGACCUUUCGAACCUGUCUUUGCGUGUGGAGAAGACUAUUUUGGAGGAGGAAAACAAUGGUCUUAUACAACUCCCUUCAAUCCAAGAGGUGAAAGAUGCUAUGUUCUCAAUCUUGAUAGAUAGUAGUCCAGGUCCGGAUGGCUUUGGAUCUGGAUUUUAUAGAUCGUGUUGGGAUAUCGUUGAAGUUGAUGUGGUGGAAGCGGUAAGAGACCUCUUUUGUGGGAUUCCUUUGCCGAGAUUUUAUUCGGCUUCUUACAUUGUUCUUAUUCCGAAAGUCCAACAACCUACUGGUUUUGAUAAGUUUCGUUCGAUAAGCUUAUGUUUAGUAGUCUACAAGGUUUUCUCCAAAAUUCUGGUUCGUAGGCUGUCGCCUAUUUUGAGUAAAAUUGUCUCCCCGAAACAAGGUGCCUUCUUACCUGGUAGAAGUAUUUAUAAGAAUAUUGCUCUGGCCCAAGAAAUAGUUCAUAUGAUUAACAAACAGGUUCGUGGUGGCAAUGUCCUUAUUAAAGUGGAUAUGGAAAAGGCGUAUGAUAGUCAGAAGGUGAGCAAAGAGAAGUCUUCAAUAUUUUUCUCUAAGCUUAUUCCUGCUGUUGUGAGACAGUAUUCCUUGCGCCUAACGUCUUUCACGGAAUGUCUGUUCCCUGUGAAAUAUCUGGGGGCCCCUCUUGUUGUUGGUCGUUUAAAGCAUGUUGUAUCUAGUAUUCCAGUUCACUUGUUCUCUGUGGUUCUUGCGCCUAAGGCUCUACUGGGUGCUUUGAAUCGCCUCUUGAGCAAUUUCUUCUGGAGUUUUUCGGAUGGUAAGCCAAAGCGAAAAUGGGUCGGGUGGCAUAAGAUUUGUACACCAGUCCAAGAGGGAGGCUUGGGUUUGCGGAAGUUGGAGGAAGUUCAAAACGCCCUUUUCAUGAAGUUUGCAUGGAAGUUUUUGUCUCAGCAAUCACUAUGGUCUCUUUUUUUUCAAGGCUAA
This is a messenger RNA of Juglans regia (Persian walnut), 1590 nucleotides long. RefSeq lists its product as uncharacterized. The record is from RefSeq and is a predicted model, not a curated record. Lineage: Eukaryota; Viridiplantae; Streptophyta; Magnoliopsida; Fagales; Juglandaceae. The coding region runs from base 1 to 1590 and encodes 529 amino acids. The transcript has 5 exons.